This is a messenger RNA of Amoebophrya sp. A25, 190 nucleotides long. NCBI's taxonomy places the organism in Eukaryota, Dinophyceae, Syndiniales, Amoebophryaceae. The record is from the annotation of a GenBank genome assembly.
GUAGCGGCUACCAGUACUUAGAAGCCACAGAGAGUUUGUCUUUCACUUUCUCUUCCUCGUUUGUCGUCCGUUGUGAUACAGAAGUGGAUGGCAGACCUGCGGAUAGGGUGAAGAAUGUCACAGGAAGAACCUUCUCCAAAGCCCACAACGCCUCUAGGUGAAGAUACUGCUCCUACGGAGCAGAAGACAC